Messenger RNA from Capronia epimyces CBS 606.96, 705 nucleotides. RefSeq names its product 26S proteasome non-ATPase regulatory subunit 9. Gene Ontology annotation, molecular function: protein binding. The coding region runs from base 1 to 705 and encodes 234 amino acids. The record is from RefSeq and is a predicted model, not a curated record. NCBI's taxonomy places the organism in Eukaryota, Fungi, Ascomycota, Eurotiomycetes, Chaetothyriales, Herpotrichiellaceae. Gene Ontology annotation, cellular component: nucleus; cytoplasm. The transcript has a single exon. Gene Ontology annotation, biological process: proteasome regulatory particle assembly.
AUGGGCCUCCCAAUGGAUCCUAACCUCGCUGAAAUCCAUGUCCCCAGCGGCCCCACAUCCAUUCGCCAGGCAGAAUCAUUUGACGGCCUUACCCUACAACAACUAAUCUCCCGGAAGGAUGACCUUGAAGCAGAGCUGAAAGCCUUAGGCGCUGUCCUGGACAGCCAUGGAGUUACCAUGGACACGAGUCUUACCACAUUUGAUGGCUAUCCUAGAUCAGAUAUAGACGUGGCACAAGUUCGAGUUACCAGAGCACGCAUCAUCGCCCUUCGCAACGACUGGAAAGCGCUGAUGGACAAGAUUGAGAAAGGUCUUCAUGAACACCACGCUAAGUACCAGGCGUCAGAUGCAUACAAGAACUCUCUGGCUCAACCGCAACCCGAAUCUGCUCCUUCUUCCUCACAGACGCCCGCCAUUCCCGAGACACCUUUUGCGAAAGUCAGCAGUGUCGAGCCUGGCAGUCCCGCAAACGAGGCUGGCCUCAAGGCCGGAGAUCUGAUAAGACGAUUCGGGAGUGUGAUCUGGUCAAACCAUGAAAGACUACGCAAAGUCGGAGAAGCCGUGAGCCAGAACUUGGGUCGGCCGAUCUUGGUCAAAGUUGCUCGAGGAAACGGCCCUCAAGCGCAAGAGUUGGACCUGAGAGUUACCCCGAGAGGAAAUUGGGGAGGAAGAGGCACCUUGGGAUGUCACAUUGUUCCAGUAUGA